Boleophthalmus pectinirostris (great blue-spotted mudskipper) is the source of this 1319-nucleotide messenger RNA. RefSeq names its product mitochondrial ribosomal protein S34 (gene mrps34). NCBI's taxonomy places the organism in Eukaryota, Metazoa, Chordata, Actinopteri, Gobiiformes, Gobiidae. Gene Ontology annotation, biological process: mitochondrial translation. The coding region runs from base 165 to 821 and encodes 218 amino acids. Gene Ontology annotation, cellular component: mitochondrial small ribosomal subunit; mitochondrion. Gene Ontology annotation, molecular function: structural constituent of ribosome. The transcript is spliced from 4 exons. The record is from RefSeq and is a predicted model, not a curated record.
CAAUUGGUUCCUUGUUUCUGACGGAAGGUAAUGUGUAUGGACAGGGACGCUGUGUCAGGUGCCGGUCGUACUUGAGGUCAAGUGAAACAGAUUUCUCUACAAAAUUUAGAGGACCUCUAGUCCCAGAUAAACCUGACUGCAGACCUGACUAACAAUUGACAAAGAUGGUGAAGAAAAAGCGAGUUCGCCUUAUAGCCGAAAUGGCACGCAAGAUCCGGGCCUAUCGUGAGCUCAAAUCCAGACCACGGGAUUCCCAGAAGUAUGACCUGGACUAUGAGACGAUGAAGCGGCCUCUCACCGGGAAGAGGCUGCCCGUCAUGGCGUGGCCGGACGUGCGCAGGGAGAGCAGGCUGUUUUCAUUAUUGGCGAGCAUGAAACUGUUUGGUGUGGGGCGCCUGUUCACUCGUAAGUCCUGGAUAGAAGAUCACACUGAACCGUGCUACUGGCAGGUCACUAAAGUGAAGGUGGACUACACAGCAGAGAACAUGGAUCAUGGCAAGGCGUGGGGGAUUCUUAGCUUCAAAGGACAAAAGGAGACUGAGGUUAAAGAGAUUGACAAGGUGAUGUACCAUGACUGGAGGUUGAUCCCCAAACACCUGGAGCAUGCGUUCACAAACUUCCAGCCCCUCCCUGCUCCGCCCCCGCGCUCCGUCCCAUAUCCUCCCCUGCUCCGUGCCAUGCUCCUGGCCCAACAGAAGAAAAAUGGGGCUGCGUACGUGGAGCCAGCCCUGCAACUGCAAAGAACUGUUACAUUCAACAAAGAAUAUUUUAAAAUGAAAGAACAAGAGCAGCAGAAAAAGAGCGAAGGAACGCCUGUGUGAUUCUGUCACAUUUGGACAUUUUUAGAAAUAAAACAAUUCCUCCUAAAGGCGCACUAUGUGAUUUCAGGUGAAGCGUCUGUCACGUACUUUCAUGGUCAUGUUACUGCUUUGCAUGGAGAGCGUAGAGCAAAUGGAAACAAACAUAUCUGUUGUGCUUUACUUUAUUAACAGCCAAACAUUCCAGGAAAAGUAAUAACCUCUCCAUAAAGACAGAAAAGUUACAUAGUGUUCCUUUUAAAAACUCAUCUGUAUAGGCACUUGCGUUUGAACAACUUUAAGUGUUAUUAAACAGAAUAAAUAGUCUAUACAUUUAAAGAAUACUGCCAAAAAUAAUGGGUUUCAUAAAACAAAUGAGUUGUUUAACUGAACAAGAGUGUGUUUGUGCAUUUUGUAUAGAAUUUGAAAUGUGUUACCCUUGUUUUUUUUUUUGUUUUUUUUUGCAAACCACUGAAAUUAAAGGGAGAAAUAAAUGCUCUUAUUUUCUGUACAGACCAACAA